CGGUAUCGUCGAAUACGUCGUACAUGAUAUUCAAAGACAGAGUGAGAAUAAAAUGACUAGAAACAGUGGCGCCAAGACAACGAAGUUAAAAGGAAUUCCAAAACUCGACGACGCUAACGAUGCUGGGGGAAAGAACUCCAUAAAGUGUACCCUUAUUUUGACCGAGGGAGAUUCGGCCAAAACGCUAGCCGUCAGUGGUCUUAGUGUAGUUGGUCGAGAUCGUUAUGGUGUGUUUCCUCUACGAGGAAAAUUGCUCAAUGUGAGAGAAGCUUCCGGUAAACAGUUGUCGGAGAACAUGGAAAUUAAUCACAUCCUCAAGAUCGUGAGUCUAAAAUACGGCAAAAAGUAUGAGACCGAAGAGGAUAUGAAGAGAUUGCGCUACGGUCGUCUGAUGAUCAUGACUGAUCAAGACCAGGAUGGGUCUCAUAUCAAGGGUUUACUCAUCAACUUUAUACAUCACAUCUGGCCUGAACUUUUAAGAUUGCCGUUUCUUGAGGAGUUCAUAACACCAAUAGUUAAGAUUGUACAGGGUGACACCAAGAGUUCCAAACUUACAAUACAACAGCUUAUGGUCGAGAUUAGAAAAGGUUACACGUCGUUUGAAUGGCGGGAAGAUUUGAAAGUUAUAUUAAGAAAGACUGCGGAAGGUGAACAACCCGGCGUCUUCCUCUUUACCGAUACUCAGAACUGUUUUCUAUCAGGAUUAAAGAGGAAUGCAGGUGAGGUACCAAACCUUUUUGAACUGGACGAGAAACAUGAGAUUUGCGAAAAAAUGCUUGUAUUUGAUAGACAACGAGAAAAAUCUAAACAGACAGAUCGUUCCCCUGUUGCCCUGUUCAAUUUCUUCAUCGAACGAGUACGAAAUCAGCUGCACAUUGUUCUAGCAAUGAGUCCGAUUGGCGAUGCUUUCCGCACAAGAUUACGAAAGUUUCCUUCUCUUGUUAAUUGCUGUACCAUCGACUGGUUUCAAUUAUGGCCGGCGGAUGCUUUACAAGUCGUUGCCCAGCGGUUUCUCGCCGAGACCGAAAUGUCCUCUGCGAUACGAGUGGGCUGUGUCAAGAUGUGCCAGGAAUUUCACACGGGAACACGUGUUCUAUCAACGAGGUUUCUUAGCGAACUGAAACGUCAUAAUUACCGUAAAUGCUCGAAUAAGCGCCCAGCUUCCAAUAAGCGACCCGCUUCGAAUUAG
Molecule: messenger RNA, 1189 nt
Organism: Xenia sp. Carnegie-2017
Lineage: Eukaryota; Metazoa; Cnidaria; Anthozoa; Malacalcyonacea; Xeniidae
Product: DNA gyrase subunit B-like
Exons: 9
Coding region: 53-1189 (378 amino acids)
Biological process (GO): sister chromatid segregation; DNA topological change; resolution of meiotic recombination intermediates
Cellular component (GO): nucleus
Molecular function (GO): DNA binding; ATP binding; DNA topoisomerase type II (double strand cut, ATP-hydrolyzing) activity
Source: RefSeq, a predicted model, not a curated record